This is a messenger RNA of Xenopus laevis (African clawed frog), 3028 nucleotides long. It is a transcript of the gene vhl.S, whose product is annotated as von Hippel-Lindau tumor suppressor S homeolog. Bases 472 to 2220 code for a protein of 582 amino acids. The transcript is spliced from 13 exons. The record is from RefSeq and is a predicted model, not a curated record. Gene Ontology annotation, molecular function: protein kinase activity; ATP binding. Gene Ontology annotation, biological process: signal transduction. Gene Ontology annotation, cellular component: plasma membrane. NCBI's taxonomy places the organism in Eukaryota, Metazoa, Chordata, Amphibia, Anura, Pipidae.
GGGUGUUUCUUUCGAUGUCAAAUGAAUAGCGCCUCCCAACACUGUGGCAGCAGACUUGUGCAUUUACAUUCACUUCCUGAAAAACGGGUUGUGCGACAGACACACGGGGAUGUGACCAGGAUACUUGUCACUUAGGAGCAGCAGUCAGUGGAAUUAGAUCUUAGACUUUCACCAAGGCAUUUUAUUCUGAGUCGCUUUGGGCAGGAUUUAAAACAAACGUGUGCUACAAGGGCAGACUUGCCACUGAACACCACAACAAACUCUGAUUGUGUAAUUGAGGAACAGCUCAUAACGUCAUGAAUAUUUUCCUAUUGCAUGACUAACUGCAGCAGGUAGAAACCAGUCUUGCUGUGUGCGGCUCACUCCAGUGCUGCCUGCUCAUAAGGAACCCACGUCCAGCUGUUCAGUAAGGAUCCUUCUUCUGUGUGGAGGCUAAAUCCUUGGGAGAAAAACAGCAUUGAAGGAAAGAGAAUGGCAGGAUCCCAGCACAACAGUUCCUCCCCUUGUAUCUUUGAUAUACCAGCCAAAAUAAUGGAUGAGUUCUGUCGCUGUAUGGACUGUUUGAGUGACUGGGAAUGGAUGAGCUUUGCAUCUUCUGUGAUCGAUGACCAAACAGUUCUGCGGAGAAUACGAUCGUUCGAGAGGACAGGGGUUAGUGUAACCAGGGAGCUUAUGUGGUCUUGGGGACAAAAGUUGCCGUCUCUGCAGGAACUAGUUGAUCGUCUCCAGAAGCUGGAACUGUACAGAGCCUUGGGGAUUCUACAGCAAUGGGCACCAGUGUCGGUAAUAUCCUCUAAAACACCAGAGAGAAGAAAAGCAGAACUCCCUACAAAACAGCUAGAUUACAAAAAAGUUAACAAGCUGCCAGAACAUCCAUCCUCUUCACCUUCAGAACUUCCUGCUCCUCCAUUGCCUAGCCCACCUCCUCCUCCAUCAGAGCUGCUGCAAUCACUGUCCAUACAAUCAGAAUGUAGUCUAGAGCCAAAUUCUCCCAAGGAGAUUCUUAACAUCCCACAGCAAGAGGAGAGUUCUUUUAUAAAAGGGCCGUGUAAAAUAUGGACACAGAAGGAUUUGGACGAUGCCACUGACAGUUUCUGCAGCAGCAAAAUAGUACAUGAGGGAGAAUUCGCCGACAUCUUCAUGGGAUACAAGGAAGGCAAACAUUAUACAAUAAAAAGGCUAAAAAUGGUGGAGGGUGAAGAGCAAAAACGGAUGUCUUCAUUCUUCCACACAGAGGCUCAAAUCAGUUUCCGGUGCUGUCACGCAAAUAUUCUGCCGCUGCUUGGUUUCUGUAUGGAGGGUGAUUGUUCCUGCCUUGUAAACCAGUUUAUGAUGAAUGGAUCUUUAGAUCUUGCAUUACAACAGAGUGAAAAUCAUAUCCUGAACUGGAAGAGGAGGCUAAAAAUUGCUUUGGGAUUCCUAAAAGCUGUUCAGCACUUGCACAGUAAUGAUAUACUCCACGGAAACAUUAAGAGCUCCAACAUUUUACUAGAUGAAAAUUUACUUCCAAAACUGGCCCAUUCUGGGCUUCGGUACUGUCCGGAUAAACACACAGUUUACACAAAAGCAAAGAGCAAAGACCUGCAGAUCCACCAGCCGUAUUUGCCCUACAGUUUCUUUCGGCACGGGCAGCUGACUGUACAAACGGACAUCUUCGCUUGCGGUGUUGUUCUUGCUGAAAUACUGACUGGUCAGAAGGCUAGUGACAGAUCCAGAAAUCCUGUUUACUUGAAAGAUUUAUUUCUGGAAGAAAUGGAGAGAGCGAAAGAAUAUUUUGAUUUGGAUGGGAAACAGGCAGAUCACAAGUCUCCAGAGAGCCUUUGUUCACAUCAGAUUAGCUCUAAAUAUAUGGAUUCAAGAACUGGGUUGCUGCCAAAUAAUGCCGCUUUCCAUUUUAGUUUUGCAGCCUGUUUAUGUCUAAUAAAGAAAAAACCUUUAUUAGCAGAGAUUUACACAUUAGUGGAAAAAGCUGAGCGGUGUUCCAGAGAUUGCCAGAAUCUCUCUUUAAAUGUCCCAGAAGAGAGCGAUUUUGAUGAAUCCUUAUCUUUUGAGCCAACGGAUGGAGCAAUGUUCAAGCCACCCUCUAGUUCCUCACAAGGGUCCUGGUCCAUGGAGAAUCAAAACCAAAGUAACCAUUAUCCCAAAACAACAAAUGGAGAUGUAAAUAGAACUGUAGACAAGAAUUCACAUGCACACCCGAGGUCCUUCUCAAAUAGCUAAACGCCGGUGCUCAGACCCUAGGAAGACAGCACUUCCAAACAGGAAAUAGGCAACAAAAAAGGAACCGGCACUCGAGGCAAUUCAAACGAGAUAACCCCGUGUAUGUUUAUUACGUCACAACAUUUCGGGGGCAAUAUUCAAGCCGCCCUCUAAUUCCUCACAAGGGUCCUGGUCCAUUGAAAAUCAAAACCAAAGUAACCAUUAUCCCAAAACAACAAAUGGAGAUGUAAAUAGAACUGUAGACAAGAAUUCACAUGCACACCCGAGGUCCUUCUCAAAUAGCUUAACGCCCCGGUGCGCAGACCCUAGGAAGACGGCACUUCCAAACAGGUAAUAGGCAACAAAAAAGGAACCGGCACUCGAGGCAAUUCAAACGAGAUAACCCCGUGUAUGUUUAUUACGUCACAACAUUUCGGGGGCAAUAUUCAAGCCGCCCUCUAGUUCCUCACAAGGGUCCUGGUCCAUGGAAAAUCAAAACCAAAGUAACCAUUAUCCCAAAACAACAAAUGGAGAUGUAAAUAGAACUGUAGACAAGAAUUCACAUGCACACCCGAGGUCCUUCUCAAAUAGCUAAACGCCCGGUGCGCAGACCCUAGGAAGACGGCACUUCCAAACAGAUAAUAGGCAACAAAAAUGGAACCGGCACUCGAGGCAAUUCAAACGAGAUAACACCGUGUAUGUUUAUUACGUCACAACAUUUUGGGGGCGUUCCCCCUUCAUCAGGUGAUGCCACCAACCAAGUGUACAAAGUUUAAAUAGACACACAACCCACGCCCUCAUGAAUAAUUAAUUGUCCAAUGUCCAAUAU